This is a messenger RNA of Leptidea sinapis, 1082 nucleotides long. RefSeq names its product trafficking protein particle complex subunit 1 (gene Bet5). Gene Ontology annotation, biological process: endoplasmic reticulum to Golgi vesicle-mediated transport. Gene Ontology annotation, cellular component: TRAPP complex. The transcript is spliced from 2 exons. Bases 269 to 706 code for a protein of 145 amino acids. Lineage: Eukaryota; Metazoa; Arthropoda; Insecta; Lepidoptera; Pieridae. The record is from RefSeq and is a predicted model, not a curated record.
AAUAAUAUAUAGGGAAGAACUUUGAACUCGGAAUUUUGAAAUAUUCAUUGAAAUUUAUAGUUAAAAUAAAAUGUUGUUGUAAAUUUGUAAUUCUAAGGAGCAUUAAAUCAUUAUUUCUAAAGAGAUUAUUUACAGAGAUAGAUUGAUAUUAUCAGGCUAAAAACUUCACGUCAGUGAUCAGGCUAUAAUUGUAACUUUAGGUGAAAAGACAAUAAUAAAGUUAAAAUAAAGAUAAUAUUAAUGAAUAGUUUUACUUCAAAAAUUCACAAUGACUAUUUAUAAUAUGUACAUAUUUGAUAGAUAUGGUACCCUUUUGUACUAUGGAGAAUGGAAUAGAACUAAACAAUCAGGAAUGUCUAGAGAGGAGGAAGGUAAACUCAUGUAUGGAAUGCUAUUUUCUAUAAAAUCAUUUGUUUCAAAAAUAUCACCAUUAGACCCAAAGGAUGGAUUUAUUAACUACAAAACUUCUAAAUACACUCUACACUGCCUAGAGACGGCUUCUGGCUUAAAGUUUGUGAUGAAUACUGACAACCAAGCUCAAGGAAUAAGAGAUUUAUUGAAGAAGAUUUAUGCUGAUAUUUAUGUUAAAUAUGUUGUACGGAAUCCAGUCUGUGGAGUAGGAGAGCCCAUAAUUAGUGAACUGUUUAAGAAUAAGUUAGAUAUAUUUGUUAAACAAGCACCUUUGACUGCUGUUAGAGCUUCAUAAUUGGAUGUAAUUCCAGAAAAACAUUCCAAACCAUAAUCAUGUCAAAAUUGAGUUAAGAACACAAAACUGGAUCAUGUGAUACUUAAUUACGUACUGACAAAACAUGGCAGCCCUACUCACUCUUUAAAUGACUUCAUGACUUUGUAGCCCAACCCACAUGUAUUGAAUACACUAAUAUUUAUUAAACUUUAAACAUUAAUUCUUUAAAAUGUGAUGUUUGUGGCUUGGAAUGUUUUUCAGGAACUACAUCCAAUUAAAGAAUCCUUUUUAUGUAUCAAAUAAAUUAUAUUUAUAUAUAAUAGCAAGAAAACCCUCUCAUAAAUAAGCUAAUGUACACAGAUAAAUAAAGCAGCAAUAUUUUCUAAGUAAAGACAAA